Messenger RNA from Triticum urartu, 1819 nucleotides. RefSeq names its product protein ZINC INDUCED FACILITATOR-LIKE 1. Gene Ontology annotation, biological process: transmembrane transport. The record is from RefSeq and is a predicted model, not a curated record. Gene Ontology annotation, molecular function: transmembrane transporter activity. Lineage: Eukaryota; Viridiplantae; Streptophyta; Magnoliopsida; Poales; Poaceae.
UUCCCAGCACUGCGACGAGAGAACUAGUCCCCCGCCGGCCCCUAGGAGAGGCAGCUGGUAGGUAGCCAUUGCCCUUGCAUCACUACACGGCGGCCAGUGAGCAUCGUGAAUAUGGAGGAGCAAUAUCACGAUGAGCUGCGACAGCAUGAGGCGGCAGCAGAGUCGUCGGUGCCGUUGCUGGAGAAGAGGGCCGGCGGCGUGUUGUACGUGGAGGGGUGCCCCGGGUGCGCGAUUGACCGGAGGAAGGCCGAGAACCCGGACAUCCCCUACAGCAGCUUCCUGUACGUAUGGGUCAUCACCCUAAGCACCGCUUUACCAAUAUCUUCACUGUUCCCCUACUUGUACUUCAUGAUAAGAGACUUGCAUGUUGCAAAAAGAACAGAAGACAUUGGGUUCUAUGCUGGGUUUGUAGGCGCUUCUUUUAUGUUCGGAAGAUUUUUGACUGCAACUAUUUGGGGAAUAGCAGCAGACCGUAUUGGCAGAAAACCAGUUAUUCUGUUCAGCGUUUUCUCCGUGGUAGUAUUUAAUACUUUGUUUGGGCUUAGUGUCACCUAUUGGAUGGCGAUAGCUACAAGGUUUCUCAUGGGUGCUUUGAAUGGCUUACUCGGACCCAUAAAGGCUUAUUCUAUUGAAGUUUGCCGACCCGAACAUGAAGCUCUAGCACUAUCACUUGUUAGCACAUCAUGGGCAAUAGGUCUCAUCAUUGGUCCUGCUCUUGGAGGCUACCUUGCACUGCCUGCAGAAAAAUAUCCAAAUAUCUUUUCGCCUGACUCACUCUUUGGAAGGUUCCCGUACUUCUUACCAUGCUUAUGCACAUCAGUCUUUGCUGCCGUUGUUCUGACAGGCUGUCUAUGGAUGCCGGAAACAUUACACAAGCAUAAGGCCAGUGAAAAUGGCAAACAAAGUGUUGAUGCUUUGGAGGCCCAUCUGAUUGAUCCGCAAGAAAAGGUCGAAGAAAGUGACAGUGUAGAUACCAAGAAGAGCUUAUUCAAGAAUUGGCCAUUGAUGUCUUCCAUAAUUGUUUAUUGUAUCUUCUCCUAUCAUGACAUGGCUUAUACAGAGGUGUUCUCUCUAUGGGCUGAAAGUGACAAGAAGUAUGGUGGACUAGGUUUAUCGUCCCAAGAUGUGGGCCAAACGCUCGGAAUAACAGGUGGCAGUUUGCUUGUGUAUCAAAUGUUCAUAUACCCACGCAUCAAUAAAGUUCUUGGACCGAUCAAAUGUUGUCAAAUCGCAGCCGCUCUGUGCAUACCUAUUCUAUUCACCUAUCCCUAUAUGACAUACCUCUCAGGAGCUGCAUUAUCAAUCAUUCUGACUAUUGCAUCAGUCUUAAAAAAUAAUAUUUCUGCUACCAUCAUUACAAGCAUCUUCAUCCUUCAAAACAACGCUGUGUCUCAGGACCAAAGAGGAGCAGCCAAUGGAUUAGCCAUGACUGCAAUGUCCCUUUUCAAGGCAGUUGCUCCUGCAGGCGCCGGCAUUGUGUUCUCAUGGGCGCAGAAACGCCAACAUACUUUCAUCCUUCCAGGUGAUCAUAUGGUGUUCUUUCUGCUGAACAUGAUAGAGCUCCUUGGACUUGUCCUCACGUUCAAACCCUUCCUCGCCGUGCCAGAGCAGUAUGAUAGAAACUAGCUUUUCAGUUAUUAUUCUAGAAGUUUUGGAUUAUAACUCAGAUGUUGAUUACUCAUGGGUCCCGCACCCGCAACGCUUAAGGCGCCCUUGAACCAGGAUAGAGGUGAUUAAGUACUACCUGUAUUUUGUAUGUAACAUUGUUAAGCAAUGGGUAAAGCGUCUCAACCCCUAGACAAGGAGCCCGCAUGGUUUA